This is a messenger RNA of Notolabrus celidotus (New Zealand spotty), 5687 nucleotides long. It is a transcript of the gene spinb, whose product is annotated as spindlin b. The record is from RefSeq and is a predicted model, not a curated record. NCBI's taxonomy places the organism in Eukaryota, Metazoa, Chordata, Actinopteri, Labriformes, Labridae. Gene Ontology annotation, biological process: gamete generation.
UUUAACUUGGCGCGCUUGACGCAGCGGAGAACCAAACGGAGGUAGAGCGGAUCAAUUUGGAGCUACGGCGGUUGAUCGGGAUUAUGCGGCGACACUGAUUGCUGCAUAGGUUGAGCACGCUGUUUCCUCAUCCAGUCCAUCAGCUGAGAGGUCACCUCAGUGUCCAGGUCUCAGUCUGUCCCGGCCUGGAUGCAGCCUGCCCAGGGCUCGGCCUAAUUCCUGGUGCUCCUUUCCCACCACCUCCUCCCUCCUUUCCCUACCCUCCUCCCCCCUGCCCCUCCCUCCGCCCCCCUCUCCUCCAACCCAAGUCUGGUGCUGCUCACAUCGACUCCCAGCAUUUAGCCUGGACCAGCGGCCUGGCUGGCUGCCCCCCUCAGGUGGAUGAAUGAAGACCCCAUUCAAGAGCCCAGCGCCCCGCGGCCCCGACCAGACGGGGGACAUUCAGGCGUUUCUGCAAACAUGAUGAAGAAAAAGAACACACACAAGAAACAGAAAACCAGUGUUGGCCCCAGUAAGACUCUGGCCCAGCCCAGAAGGAACAUAGUGGGCUGCAGGAUCCAGCACAUCUGGAAGGAGGGCAGUAAGUCGUCCCAGUGGAAGGGGACAGUCCUGGACCAGGUCCCCGUUAACCCCUCCCUCUACCUGAUCAAAUACGACGGCUUCGACUGCAUCUACGGUCUGGAGCUGUACAGUGAUGAGCGGGUGGUGGGGCUGGAGGUCCUGCCCGACAGAGUGGCUCCGGCCCGUGUGAGCGACUCCAUGCUGGCGGAGACGAUGAUCGGGAAGGCGGUGGAGCACAUGUUCGAGACGGAAGACGGGCCGAAGGAGGAGUGGAGGGGGAUGGUGCUGGCUCGAGCUCCCAUCAUGACCGCCUGGUUCUACAUCACCUACGAGAAGGACCCGGUGCUCUACAUGUACCAGCUGCUGGACGACUACAAAGAGGGAGACCUCCGCAUCAUGCCCGACUCCAAUGACAGCGUAACAACAGAGCGGGAGCCCGGCGAGGUGGUGGACAGUCUGGUGGGUAAACAGGUGGAGUACGCCAAAGAGGACGGCGGGAAGCGGUCGGGGAUGGUCAUCCACCAGGUGGAGGCUAAGCCGUCCGUCUACUUCAUCAAGUUCGACGACGACUUCCACAUCUACGUCUACGACCUGGUCAAGACCUCCUAAGACCGGGUCUGGGGCCCGAAAAAAGACUUACUGAGACCUGCCUAGACCCAGUGACACCCACUACGACCCCCCCUGCCCACCCGUGAAGAAAACCUAACGCAUCCUGACUCCCCACGAUGGACGGUGACGCCUGAGACAGUCUCCUGUUUUGUUCGUGAACGCCUUCAGAGAGAGACUUUGAUCCUUCAAGUCUGCAGAAGACUCCCUGAGGUGUUUCAUCAUUUCUCAUUCAUCAUUGUCCGGAUUUCUUUACCUGUCGCCUCCUGAAACUGGUUCUGACGGCCCCCGAAGAAGACCAACGAUCCUUUGGAGCGAAGAUGAACCAAAACCUGUUGAGGUAAAAUCUGGUUUUUCGUUUGAAGAAGUCCUGCAGCCUGAGACAUCCACAAUCCUGACUCCCCUCUGCACCAAUCUAAAAGGUCUCCAAAAUGCUCCUUUCAGAGUCACAGAGCCCCCGCCCCCCCUCUUUCCUGAAACCCUGACAGACCCAUAGAGACCUCAGCUUCAGAGGGAGGUGAACCAGUCUGAGUCUGCCGGGUUAAUGAAGGGAUGGGACUUCAGGUCUACAGGUCCCCCCCUUUUUGGUGAAAGUGGACACAAAGGAGAAACUCUUAUCCAAUCAGAGAGCCUCUCCCUGACCCCGCCUCCUUAAGGGUCUGAAGGAAACGGCAGAGAAACAGAGGACACAGACUCUUUUCUGUUUUCCAUUCUUUUAUCAUUUGUCUUUUUGGUUCGGCUGUUGGUUCCUACAUUACCCAGAAUGACUUUAGGGUGAGCUGUUCGGCUGCAUCAGCUACACCUGGACGGCCCUGUAGCAUUGUUAGCUUCCCCAGUAACACCAGUUAGCUGCUAGUCACACGUAGCGCUUGUGGCAGCGGAGCUAAACGUGCUAACAAACUGUUUUAUCUUGAAUGGAGACAGAAGUGAAACCCUCCCGUUUGUUCUGUUUUUUUUGAAGCGUUAAACUCAAAGGUUUGAGUUUUUAUUUGAUUUGUGCCAAAAAAUGUUCAGAAAGUGUUCCAGACUGUGGAUGACCCGGAUGAAAUGUCGUCUCUCAAACAUCAUGGACUUCAGCGGGGACCAGAAUCAGUUUCUGCUGUUCACUCUUCUCUUCCUUUUAUAUCAGCGUCUGUAUAGUUUCCUCUUUGUUUCUAUGUUUAUACCAGCCGGCACAGGAUCGCCUUCUCUUUGUUUAUUAUCCGCUCCACCUCUCGUUGUUCUGUGGAUACUGUAAAUAACCUGGUUAGCUGUCAAAACUGUCGUUUGCUGGUUUAAAAAAAUCAUCAAGUUCCCUGAAGACUGAAUCCUAACUGGAGCUCGAAUCAGUUUGUGUGUGCGUGGGAUUAAUUCUGUUCUUAGGCUGUUUGCUGGAUGACAAAUCUCUUCGUUCCUUUAAGGAAAUGAUGCUUCUUCACAACAACGCCCCCUCCCUCCCCCUCCCUCUCCCCUCCUUCUUUCUAAACAGGGAGGCUUAAAGAUACUGCGUCAUAUAAUUCACCUCUCACACUCCUGGUCUUCUAGAAUAUGUAGCUCCACCCACUACUGUAGGCGCGCAAGCAUUGCUACCAGUGGCGUUAGCGUUAGCAUAAACAGCCAUGUUGCCUGAUCCACAUCUCAUGUGCCUGAAGGGACUCGGAGACCUGACACAAAAUGUUUAGAAGAAAGUUCCCAAACAGGUUGUUCUCAUUCUGGAUCCAGGCGGUUCUAAAUCAAGAAGCAUCUUGGUGUAGCCGUCUUAAGAGUCUUAAGAGUACUCACUCAUCAUAGAGUCAGUUCCAGAAGUACUCUCAAAGUAAUCUCCGUGACUCUAGAAUCCGACAUUCACACGUGUCUAUCAGGGCUCUAGAACCACUAAAUGUUCUGACUCUGGAGCGCUCUGGAUCUGGUUCAGACGUCUUUGUUCUCAGUCUAUGGUCGGUUUUAAUUUAUUCCUCAUGAUUCUGGAUUAGACGACCUAAAACAUUUAAGAUUUCCUAAGUCUAGAUCUGGCACUUCCAGAUUCAAAUUUUCUAGAACAUGUUUUUAUCUUCGAUUCUAGAAUCUGUUUUGUUAUUUUUAGUCGACGCCACAGAGGACACGAAAGCUGACACUCAGCUCAACUUGAGUUUCUGUUCCACUGAGAGAGUCUGGAAUGAUUUCACCUCUACUGCUGCUCUAGAAUCAUUCUGUGAUGUUCUGAAACAUACGCCAUCAAACUUUUGAGACUUUUCAUGUUGAAGUUCUUGAACAUGAAGAUUCCGGACUGAGGGAGUGUGUUCUUUAGGAACCAUGAAGUGUCAUGGGACCCACAUCUUUAGAUUCCGACAGGGUCUCAGGAUGCGGUGUUGGAUUGUGAGGGAUGUCUGAAUUCUAGCAUCAGCUCUAGAGCUGGUUUGAACCAGACUUUUGAAAAGUUCUCUGGCAUGUUUUUCUCUCAAAGAGAUCUUCAGAGUCCAACCCACAUACUCUGAUUCCAGACCCUCGUUACAGACUGAGUUCACGACAGGAACAUAACUCACUUCUGGUUCAAGAACAAACAUCGUAUCAGCUGACUUGCUGCUCUAGAAUCACUCUGAUUUUCUGGAUUGAUCUACAUUUUUGUACACAAACAUAAAAGCUAAUUGCGGGACAUUUGCUUUACUAACAACACACUACUUCAGGUCACACUGCUCGGUUCUAGAACACACAUCUGUUAUUUGUUUUCCUCAUGUCUCCUGGUCUAAGAUUAAGAAAGCUAAAUACAUUACAAAGACUUUAGAACACAUGGAUCAUCUCUGGACCCGCACAGCUUCAUUCUAGAACGCCCCCCUGCUGGUGGGAGUGGAGCCUGACUGGAGCGUUCCAGAACAUUUGACACACGUUAGAAUGACUCAUUCUGAUUCUAGAAUCCAGGAUGAAUGUCCGUCAUUGCUGCUCUAGAACUGUUUUGAUUUCUGGAAUGUAUCCAGUCAAACCGUGUCGAGGGAGUCGUGGGACAAACACAAACAGAGCAGUCGACACCAGGUUUGAUACGUUUGCUCAUGUUCAUAGAAACGUAACAUUUUUCCAGAACUUCUGGCGGUUCUAGAUUUGCUCUCUCUAAAUUCUCAGCUAUGAGGACAAGAACAUUCUGGAACACACAUUUUGAUGACUGAACAUUCUGAUUCUAGAAUGCGUCUGUUUGGGAGGAGUGGACCUUUCAUCGUAUAUUCAGUUCUAGAAGUAAUCUCAAUGUAAUCGCCCUGACUCUAGAAUCCAACAUUCACUCAUAUCCAUCAGGGCUCUAGAACCAGUUUAGUUUUAAUGGUUGAAGAUCAACGUGUGUGCUACUGAGGGGGGAGAAAUCUAAAUGUUCUGACUCUGGAGCGCUCUGGAUCUGGUUCUUUGUUCUCAGUCAGCGGUCGGGUUCACUUUAUUCCUUAUGAUUCUGGAUUAGACGACCUAAAACAUUUAAGAUUACAGAACUCUAGAGCUGGCACUUCUAGGUUUUUCUAGAUUUGGUUUCUUAAAAUACACGAAUACAAUCCCAGAGAGCAGAACGUUCUAGAACAUGUUUUUAUCUUUGAUUCUAGAAUCUGUUUCGUUGUUUUUAGUCUACGCCACAGAGGACACGGAUACUGACUUUGCAAAUCAGCUUUCUGGACCUCACAGCAGACCUUUUUUAGUGGAACUCAGUAUCAAAGUUAUUGAAACAGUCAGCUCCAGAAUCCAGACUACAUGACAACAUGACUACUGGUUUUUAGCCCUCCUCCUCUUCUUUCUUCGGUUCCUUUUUUAACAUGUUUCUCCUGACACCAAGGCAACAUGAUUAAAAAUCAGUUCGUUGUGAGUGAUUGACGAACCUCACAUUUACCAUGGUCCUGGAUCUUGUGGGAGUGUUACCCAUAAUGCACCUGGCUUCUUGGCGUUAAAGGGUGGGUAGACUCCUGGGUGGUUGUGGGGGGGGGGGGACAGAACCUGUGUCUGGGUGGAUCCUCAGCCUCCAUGACGUGGACAUCGGUAGUCGUCUGUUCAGGAGCCAACACGCUGUUGGUAUUUUACAGAAGAACAUCAAACUGUGUGUGUGUGUGUGAGAGAGUGUGUGAGAGAGACUGUGUGUGUGUGUGUGUGUGUGCUGUCGAUCAGCCCCUGUUCAGAGCAGUGUUGUUUUUGCAUGCCUAUAUUCUAGCUCAGUGUAAAUCGAUGUGAGUUGCAUGUCAGUAGUUUUGAGUUGUUCGGCUGACUCCUGUCUGUUGUGGCUUCGGGUGCCUUUUCUGUUCUUUCUUUCUGUUCGUUUGUUUUUUAUCUUUCUUUCCCUGUUCUUUUGUACCGUGUGUCCCAGAGGCUGAUGUGUGUUUUUGAGGUUAUUAAGCAAAAAGAAAAGAAAAUGAAGAAUAUUCUCCUGGAAAACAGGUCUGACAGCGGUCAUCAGGGUAAACGACUGCAGCCAUGAUGACGGGUGUGACGUCUGUUUUGGGGCGGAUUGUCCCUUUAAAGAGUGCCAACUACAGAUGCCAGUGUUGUACAGCAGUGAAAAGCUCACACUAUUUACUAAAAUAAACCAUUUCUCUGUUUUUUCA